AUGUGGAUCACUCUCACCAUCCUCACCCUGUUCCUGGUCAAUCAGAGAGGAUGUCAGGGUGCCAGCCAAGUGCCAAAGAACCAAGAAGAAGUUCUCACUUGUUCGGAGACCUGUUACCCUCAUGACUGUGCAGAUGUGGCCUCUCAAGGAGCAAAAGCAGAUGGAGUGUACCUGAUAUAUCCUGGAGGAAAAUACUCAAAUCCUAUCGCUGUGUACUGUGACAUGACCACCAAAGACGGACCCUGGACUGUCUUCCAGAAGAGGUUUGAUGGAAAAGUGAGCUUUUACCGAGGUUGGAAAGAGUAUAAAGCCGGGUUUGGAAGAGCGGAUGGAGAGUACUGGUUGGGUCUGCAGAAUAUCUACCUCCUGACCCUGAAGAAGACCUAUCGCCUCAGAAUCACCUUGGUGGAUUGGGAUGACGUUGAUCGCUUUGUGACAUAUGAAGACUUUGCCCUCUCUCGUCUAGCGGUUGACCCAGAAGAAGAUGGCUACAAACUAUACUUGGAAGGGUUUAAAGAGGGUUAUCCAGACAAACCCGCUGGGAAUUCUCUGCCCGGUCACAUUGGGAUGAAUUUUUCAACGCAUGACAAUGAUAGAGAUGUCACCGUCCAUAAUUGUGCUGAGAUGUAUCAUGGUGCAUUUUGGUAUAACCAGUGCCAUGGUGCCAACCUGAAUGGAAAAUAUCAAAAUGGUACCACCAAGGAGUACGCUACUGGUCUGGUUUGGGCCUCUGCUAAAGGAGCCUACUAUUCCUUUAAGAAGACGACAAUGAUGAUAUCACCAUCUGUUACUGCAGCCUGA
This is a messenger RNA of Nanorana parkeri, 801 nucleotides long. Its product is annotated as microfibril-associated glycoprotein 4-like. The transcript is spliced from 5 exons. The coding region runs from base 1 to 801 and encodes 266 amino acids. The record is from RefSeq and is a predicted model, not a curated record. Gene Ontology annotation, biological process: elastic fiber assembly. NCBI's taxonomy places the organism in Eukaryota, Metazoa, Chordata, Amphibia, Anura, Dicroglossidae.